AUGCGCGAUCGACAAGCUCCUCGAAGGUAUGAGCCGUACAAUGAUCAAGAUCAGAAGGCAGUGCGCCAUCAGCAAGUGCCUCGAAGGUACGAGCCGUACGACGAUUAUGAUCAGCAGGCAAUGCGCGACCAGCAAGCGCCUCGAAGAUACGAGCCGUACAAUGAUCAUGAUCAGAAGGCAAUGCGCGAUCAGCAAGCGCCUCGAAGGUACAAACCGUACAAUGAACAAGAUCAGAGGCGACAGGGCUACCAUGGCGACGAAAGGCAGCAGGAUUACCGAGCUCAACGUGGCUACGGGACGCCAAAUUUUCCGACGCAACAGGGUAAUUCUUAUCCUUCAAAGCAGUUCGGCGGGCGGCGCCGCAGGGAGGAUGGCUCGUACGGCGGCCGGCGUGUUCCGGCGGAAGAAGUUCAGAACGGCGGGUAUCGUCAGUACAGGGAGCGUAUUCCGGCGGAAGAAGUUCAGAACGGCGGGUAUCGUCAGUACACGGAGCCGCCUCGUGUACACUUUCGUCCUCCUACAGCUCAGCCUUACUAUCAGCAGAGGGAGCCGCCUCGUGUGCAGCUUCCUUCUCCUCCAGCCGUCGAGGAUGCACUUGCUCGCCGCCCGGAAUUCGACCGGGGCUUUGGACCUAUGCAGAAGAAGCAGAAGAGGGACGAGUCGGAGCGACACGACAUGUCAUCCUCCACCCAAGACGACCUCCUUCCGCUGAAGAAGCAGUGGACCAAGAAGCGCCAAGCCCAGGACAUGGACUCGACGCUGAAUAACUGGAUCCCAAAGGCCCGGCGAACCCGGGAGAACUGGUGCGAGUACCACCACAGCGGCCACCACGGCGCGGCCCAGUGCCGUCGACUGAAGCAGCUGAAGCAAAUCAUCCAGAGGGAGCUGGCGGACGCGAGCAAGGAAGACGACCCACCCAAGGGGCUGCUCCAGGAGAUUAUACAGAUUGAGGGGGAACCAUACAGGGCGAUCGCCGACGGCUCGAAUUCCGACUCCAGAAUGGCGAUGUCAACAUUCUCUGCUACGAGCCUUGCUAGCCGGCUGCAACGCCAGAUCAAUGGCCUCGUCGACGCCGACCGGUCCGGUUUCAUCACCGGAUGCAGCAUUUCCGAGAACUUCGUCUAUGCCUCUAAGAUGAUGCAAUGCUGCCACAAGCGUGUCAUCCCAACUCUGGUGAUGAAGUUGCACUUCGCCAAGCCUUCGAUUCAAUGA
Messenger RNA from Triticum turgidum subsp. durum (durum wheat), 1212 nucleotides. NCBI's taxonomy places the organism in Eukaryota, Viridiplantae, Streptophyta, Magnoliopsida, Poales, Poaceae. The record is from the annotation of a GenBank genome assembly.